This is a messenger RNA of Mytilus trossulus (common blue mussel), 1428 nucleotides long. RefSeq lists its product as uncharacterized. The record is from RefSeq and is a predicted model, not a curated record. Lineage: Eukaryota; Metazoa; Mollusca; Bivalvia; Mytilida; Mytilidae. Bases 1 to 1428 code for a protein of 475 amino acids. The transcript has a single exon. Gene Ontology annotation, molecular function: zinc ion binding.
AUGGCAGCUAGUGAAGUUGUACCUUGUGGACAGUGUAAUUUAAAAGCUAAAAACAAAUACGCUGAUAUCUGGUGUGACAACUGUGAAAAAGGUUUAUGUACAUCAUGUUCAAAAAAUCACAGGAAAUCGAAAUUAACACUGAAUCACCAGACUGUAGAUAUUGAAACUUAUAUUAAAAUCCCGAAAUUUAUCCGUUCUACAAGCACAGACUGUUGUAAACAUCGACAACUUCUAGUUUCCUUCUGUCCAAAUCACUUAACUCCUUGCUGUAAAGGAUGUAUAUCAAAUGAUCAUGCGAAAUGCACUGGAAUAGUGAGUUUAACCAGCACCGUCGAGAAAACAAAUGUCGAAGAUAUACAGCAAGCCUUGCAGAAAGAUUCUAAAUCAAUUCUAUGUUCCUUUGAUAAAAUCGCAGACCAACUUCUGAACAAUGUGAAAAAGAGGGACAAUGAAUAUGAAAUAAUAAAAUUGACAGCUAGCAUAAUUCGGAAAGAAGUGAAUGAACAGAUAGACCGAUUAGAAGCAAAACUUUGCAAAGAAGUCGAUGCUUUAAAAGACCGUGAAAAUUUGAAAACAACUGACUUGAAAAACCACAUACAAGGAAAGAAGAAUGGCGUUGAAGAUGCAGUUAAGCAGUUAAAAUUGAUAGAAAAGAAUCAUCCAAAGAUUCAAACUUUCCUCGCGGUACAUCAGAUAGAACAACAAUUACAUCAAUUUCAGCUAUCUGUACAGGAAAUAGCACAAAAAGACACAUUCAAAGAAUUUGAACUUAGUCUAAAGUAUGACAAAAUGUUUGAACAAACACUAUUCAAUUUCAAAUUACUAGAAUCAUUCGGAGAUAUAUCAAUGCGCAAAAAAAUGAAGUCUACCACUGAUAUUGCAACAUUUGAAACAAAAGAUGCACAAGCACAAACCAGAGAACAAACAUCGAUUCAUAAAAUGUCUUUAAAAUUAGAAUCGAAAUAUAGUAUUAAAGGCAUUAAGAAUGUUAGUAACAUGAUUUCGUUGACAGAUGGUCGGUUCGUUGUCGUUGAAGAAAACGGCAGAAUUUCCAUCCACUCGGUGAAUGAAAAAUUUCAGAAAUAUUUAUCCGUCACCGGUAAGGCUUUUAGUGCAGCGCUUAUUAAUCAAGACAAUAUCGUUACUAGCUAUCCUGACGAGAAAAGGAUUAUAUUCAUUGAUCUAUCAAAUGAAACUAUAACAAAUAUUAUUACUCUGGACAAACCUUGUCAUGGUUUAUCUUUUUUCAAUGAUACCAUCGUCGUAGCAUUUACCCAUAACGAUGCAGAAUAUAAAGAAAUACGAAGGAUUAAUUUGAAAGGAAAUACUCUGAGUUCAAUUUACAUUCAGAGCGAAUUAACACUUUACUAUCUCACUCAUUCGAAUGAUAGAGUAGUCUUUAGCGAUUAUAUCGACGAUGCAUUGUGA